AUGGAAUCUCUCCGAAUACUUGAGCUUUACAGUGGCAUAGGUGGGAUGCAUUAUGCUCUAAAAAAUUCUGGAAUAUCUGGUCACGUGGUGGCAGCCAUAGACAUAAACACUACUGCCAAUGAGAUCUACAGGCAUAAUUUCCCCGACACCCCACUCUGGAACAGAACCAUUGAGGGUAUAUCACUUGAUGAAUUCAAUAAAUUGCACUUUGACAUGAUUCUGAUGAGUCCUCCGUGUCAACCUUUUACCAGGCUUGGACACCAACGUGGUAUUGCUGACCCCAGAACCAAGAGCUUCCUCUACGUUCUUAACCUCCUGCCAAGGCUCAGUCAUCUUCCUCGCUUUAUCCUGCUCGAGAAUGUCAAAGGCUUUGAGAGCUCCUCUGCCAGGCAAUGUUUAAUUGAAACGCUUCAGAAAUGUGGCUACACUUUUCAGGAGGUCAUGGUCUCACCUACAAGUGUUGGGAUCCCAAAUUCGAGGCUGCGUUAUUUCUUGAUGGCCAAGAUUUCAAAAGAAACAAUGUUUUUAGAGUCAAAGGUGAGACAAAUGGCAGUACUGUACAGUUUUAACCGUGAGUCCCAAACAGAGUCCUCUGAGGCGCCGCUCCUUCCAAGCCCUCUACAGGCAGUUAGUUCCCUGACAAAAGAGGAGGAAAAGGAAGGUCAUCAUGUCCUUUAUAAACUUGAGACCGCAAAUGAUGCUCUAAGAAAGAUAAAUCAGAAUAGUGAUUUGUCAGUGAGGCAGAUCGAAGAGUUCCUUGAACCACAGGAGAUUGUUGACAUGGAUCAAUAUCUUGUUCCUUCUAAAAUACUGCUGCGUUAUGCUCAAAUCCUGGAUAUUGUCCAACCCACCUGUCGGAGAUCUAUUUGCUUCACCAAAGGCUAUGGCCGAUAUGUGGAAGGAACUGGCUCAGUACUGCAAAGUUGCCUGGAAACAGAGAUUGCGACCGUGUUUAAAAGUCUGGAACAAUUGUCUAAUGAAGAAAAACUCAAACAACUGCUGAGACUGAAACUUCGUUAUUUUACCCCCAGAGAAGUAGCCAACAUAAUGGGUUUCCCUAAAAGCUUUUCCUUUCCAGAGGAGAUCCCUAUCAAGCAGCGUUACAAAGUCCUCGGAAACAGCCUCAAUGUUGUGGUGGUGUCUACACUGUUACGCCAGCUGAUCUCCAACUGA
Messenger RNA from Nerophis lumbriciformis (worm pipefish), 1173 nucleotides. The record is from RefSeq and is a predicted model, not a curated record. Lineage: Eukaryota; Metazoa; Chordata; Actinopteri; Syngnathiformes; Syngnathidae.